This is a messenger RNA of Camellia sinensis, 2211 nucleotides long. It is a transcript of the gene TDT, whose product is annotated as tonoplast dicarboxylate transporter. Gene Ontology annotation, molecular function: transmembrane transporter activity. Lineage: Eukaryota; Viridiplantae; Streptophyta; Magnoliopsida; Ericales; Theaceae. The record is from RefSeq and is a predicted model, not a curated record. Gene Ontology annotation, cellular component: plasma membrane. Gene Ontology annotation, biological process: transmembrane transport.
UUACCACCACUCACAGCUAGCCUCCUCCAGGUGGAAAUGCCCCUUUUUUGAUUUAAUCUCAUCUAGUAUUUCUGUUAAUUCUCAAACAAAAAACUUCUUCACCGCCCUCUCUCUUAUUCUCUCUCUCUACAAAAUGAACGGCGAUCAAAUAGUUCAACCAGUCCCAGACGAUCCCAAAGCUCCUCUUCUUCCACUCCAAUCCCUCCCAAUUCACAGAUCACAGAGCUUCAAUUCCUCAAUCAAAUCAAUCUUCACACUCAAAAACCUCUUCACUCUCCUCGGUCCCCUCUUGUGCUUCACUAUCGUCCUCUUUAUCAAGUUCGAUGAUGCUCCUCCUUCGAGCCAAAACAUGCUCGGCGUGCUCGCUUGGGUCUUCACAUGGUGGCUCUCCGAGGCUGUUCCGAUGCCGAUCACUUCCAUGUCGCCGCUCUUUCUCUUCCCUCUCUUCGGAAUCUCCACUGCUGACGAUGUUGCGCACUCGUAUAUGGACGAUGUGAUUGCGCUUGUGCUUGGAAGUUUUAUUCUCGCUCUUGCUGUUGAGCAUUACAACAUUCACAGGAGAUUGGCUUUGAAUGUGACCCUCAUGUUCUGUGGAGAUCCACUGAAUCCCCCACUCCUCCUCCUCGGAAUAUGCGGCACCACAGCAUUCAUUAGCAUGUGGAUGCACAACACUCCGGCGGCCGUCAUGAUGAUGCCGGUAGCCACCGGAAUCCUCCACCGAUUCCCGACGGAGCCCACACAAGACGACGUCGUCAUCAAGAACUAUAGCAGGGCAGUGAUCUUGGGGGUUAUAUACUCUGUAGCUAUAGGAGGGAUGAGUACUCUUACUGGGACAGGUGUCAAUCUCAUAUUGGUUGGCAUGUGGAAGAGUUAUUUCCCUGAAGAAAGUUCCAUCAGCUUCAAUACAUGGUUCUUCUUUGGGUUCCCAUUGACUCUAUUACUUCUCAUUGCUUUGUGGGCCAUACUUUGCUUGUUGUAUUGCUCAAGGGGUUCGGGUCGGGCCUUAUCUGCUUAUUUGGAUAAAGCCCAUUUAAGGAGAGAGCUUGAAAUCCUAGGUCCAAUGGCUUUUGCUGAAAAGAUGAUAUUGACUGUGUUUUCGCUGCAAAUAGUAUUGUGGAUGACAAGGAGCAUAACUGAUGACAUUCCUGGAUGGGGAGCUCUCUUCCAAGGGAGGACUGGUGAGGGAACUGUUAGUGUGAUGAUGGCAACCUUAUUGUUCAUAAUUCCGAAUAAGAAGCAACAGGGGGAGAAGCUAAUGGAUUGGAACAAAUGCAAGAAGCUACCAUGGAGCAUCGUACUCCUACUAGGUGCUGGACUAGCCAUAGCUGAUGGAGUGCGCUCAAGCGGCCUUGCCGAUGAGUUGUCAAAAACAUUAGAUUUCUUGGAAGAUGCCCCAUACUUAGCCAUAGCCCCUCUUGUGUGCCUCAUUAGUGGCACACUCACCGAGUUGAUCACCUCCAACAACGCCACCACCACCAUCCUACUACCACUGCUCAUCCAAAUUGCGCAGACAAUGCACGUGCACCCCUUGCUUCUCAUGGUCCCCGGAGCCAUUGGAGCACAGCUGGCAUUCAUGCUCCCAACAGCUACGCCUUCAAACACUGUAGGGUUCACCACAGGACAUAUUGACAUCAAAGACAUGAUCAAAACAGGGUUGGUGCUUAAGGUUGCUGGAGUUGUUGCAGUGACCUUUCUAAUGCCUACUCUAGGAGCUAUUGUGUUUAGAACAGAUAGACAAGUGCUAGAUUGGAAACUUCAAUUGCGCAAUUGCAAAUGAUUGGCUGAGCUUUGGGUGCAUACCGUGAAGAACUAUUGCCAUUCUUUAUUUGCUGCCAAAUAAUCAUUUGAAGCAAAGGAAAUAGAUAUAAUAUGCCUUUUUAUUUGUUUAUCUCUUCAUUCUUGUUUCCUUUUCCUUGUGUAUAAUUUUUAAAUAUUAUCUUUCCUUCUUUCUUAUAGCAAUUAUAUGUGUUAUCUAAUGCUUAUGCCUCUAGUAAAUAUUUUCUUAUUUGAUAGUCUAUAUAUAUGAGGUAUUUGUGCUUGAGUUUAUUUCAAAAAAAUCAAGUUACAUUGAAUGGUUGUGAGUCAGUGACUGAUUUUUUUUGCAAGGAAUUGUGAUGAGUUGAGUUUAUGAGGUAGCGUAGGAUUUACAUUGUAUUGGUUGUAUUGUAAUUUGUUCAUCGAAUUGGAAAGUUUUGUCACAAAAAUGCUAAA